Lactuca saligna is the source of this 774-nucleotide messenger RNA. The record is from the annotation of a GenBank genome assembly. Lineage: Eukaryota; Viridiplantae; Streptophyta; Magnoliopsida; Asterales; Asteraceae.
AUGUACGAGGAUGAGCGUCGGUUCUUAUUUCACUUGGCUAAACUCCAUUAUGAAAAGGGAAAACUUGACGAAAUCAUUCUUCCCAGCAUAUGGGAACAAAUGAAGCCAAAUUCGUUGCAAACAUUCUGCAAAAUUGCUUAUCAAUGUCUGAAAAAGAAACGCCGCAAUCGUCCAAAGAUGUUGUUGUUCAUCGAACAACUACAAAUCUCGUUGGAUUUUCAAAUUGGUUAUUUGAGAAUGACAAAGUUGAGCGGAUCGAACACAGGUGGAUAUUCAUGGUCGUUGCUCCUUGAUAACAAUCAAAAGCUAAGGAAGAUAACCAUAGAUCACUAUGAUUGUAUUUUUUCUGUUAGAUUUACAACCGAAGAUCUUAGUGGCUCGUUACAUUCUACUCAACGGUAUGGAGGUGACAAUGGCCUCAGCCCUAGCAAAAUUAUCGAGGUUUACUUUGAUGCUGAUGAAGAAAUAACUGGGAUAGGAAUUGGAGUAACUAGUGAAAUUGGAGGACUUGUAUUGAUUGCAUCGAUCUAUAUUAUGACAAACAAAAAUGGGCAUGGGCCUUUUGGAAAAGAGCCAGUGAGCUUUUUUUCAGAAUUUUGGGAUGCAGGGUCGUUUGCGGGGUUUUAUGGUCGUGCUGGUCAUUUUUUGGAUGGAUUCGGUUGUUAUCUAAGGCUACCGUGUGAAGGCCUUCUUUUAUUUGAAAUAACAGUCUAUAGUAUAGAAAUCUCAUUAAAUCUGAACCUACUAGUUUACAUCGAUGGUCUUCAAAUUUGA